CGAGCUCCUUAGGCUUCUUCCGCGGCGAUCCGCGUUUCGUCGAGGGCCGAUGUCGACGAUGCGGGACGAUUAACGCAUGUAAAGACAGGCCGAGUACGAAGGGAGGUGGCUCGUGACACCAGAGCACAAAGUUACCUGAAUACAGGUGGAGCAGAAAACGAAGGCCCAGAUGUGAAGAUGCCACAGGCUGUGGUGCUGCUUGGGACAUUCUGCGACAUCAGUGGAGAGCAGCGGUUGCUCUCACCACUCAAAUCCCCGGCGCGUCAACCUACUGCACCGGAGACCACUCGGGGUCAACAACAGCCCAAGUAUUCCUCUCCCCAGCUCUCCACGCUGCCCACUGCAAAUUUCUGCCCUAAAUUACUCGGUGCCAAAUCUUCCAGCCCCAAGUUGCCAAUUACUGAUUCUCGUGGCCUCAAAUCGGACGGCCCCCAUGGUGGACAAGAAGCAGCAGGCAGGCCCAAGGAGACCACUCGUGGGUUGUCUGUGGUUCUGCACAGACUUCAUUUAAAUACAGUGAAUGCAGGUUACUGUUUGUACAAGGGCAGCUCAGGAGAAAAAAAUCCAUCCUCUGGAAACCUAUGGCAGGGUUUGAAUACAAACAAGGCCAGUUUGAAAUCGGAUGACCAUAGUCUGCUGCGUGACUGGGAGAGCAAAGAAGAUGACAAGGACUCUGAGUUCAACAGCCUCGUGACUUCUCUCCAGAAUGCCAACCUUCGCUCGCUCAUGAGCCACGAAUCAUUUAGGAAACUUCCGACCGCGUGCCAACAACGUCUUCUGUUGCUGCUGCCAGAGCCGGACCGUCAGCUUGGGGACGAUGGGAGUUUACAGCUCGGCAGUUCUGCUCUAUGCAAUGAGUUUUUCUCGUAUGCGGCACUGGACUGGCAAGAACGUCUGGCAGAGGGAGAAGAAUCGAAUGCGCAGCAGUGCAUCAGGAAUGGACUGGCGAAGAAGGCGCGCUUGUCUGUACAUGAGGCACAUGCUCAGGACUCGCUGCACAGAAACGUUGGAGAGUUUGUCGGUGGAGAUGCACUAUCUACCUCUCGGUGUAAAUCAGGUACAAGAGGUGCUUUUUCAGUCGUUAGAGACGAAGUGAAGAAGGUCCUCAGCACCCAGCACAACCGUACAGUUUCUGGAAACUGCAAGGAUUCAGUGAUGAGCCUACCACCUUGCACUGUGAGGUUGGAAAAUUGUCUGCCACUGAAAGUGGUGGGCAGUGGCAAGUGGCGAAAGGAAAUACAGCCAAUAAAGAAUGGUUGCCUCCACAAAAGGUCCUCCAAAAAUGUAAAAAGGAAUGAGAUGGCACGACUUGUGAAGAGCAUGCAUAUAGACAUGUCUCGCGCACGCACAUCUCGCGCACGCACAUCUCGCGCACGCACGUCUCGUGCCACAGCAGGUGGUCUCCACAUUCCUUUGCAAGUUACUGACAAGUCUGAAGAACUUGAGGACUGGAGAGAAACACUUGGAGAGAGCUCUUGGUCAGGAAUGUGGAAAAACUCAAAAUCGCAACGCCCGUUGUCGAAAGAAAAAAGUCCGUUGACGAAUAAAAAGGCGUUGAAGGCCGCUGCCAGAAGUUUGUGCGAGGAGGAAAGCUUCACCUUGCCAACGCCCUCUCGGCCAGCAAAGCGGGUGCUGCCUGUGAGGCAUCGUGACAAGCGAUUGAAGACUGAUGCCUGCCUGUCUGUGAGCACCAAUGAACCCAAGUCAUCUGUUAACAUCAGACCUGUCACUGUUACAAUUGUUCGCCUCCCUGUUCAAGUAUUUUCUGAAGCAUCCACAAUUUACAAAGUUAACAAGUUGUCAAAUGCCCGAGAAGGUCAAAGUAUUGUUCUCUGUGAUGAAUCGAAUACUCGAUCCAAAGCAAGUUGUGACUUGAAAAUGCAGAAAAAUGUCAGGAAGCAACGUAGAAAAAAGUUUACUACAAAAUUCACACACAGAAAGCAACGGAGUGCAACCCGAUCAGCAGUUUACGUAGAUGCAUUAUUGCACAAUGCAUUUCCAAAAAAGGGAGGUGAAAAUGGACGUAUUGUAGCAAAGAAGCAUCUGAAUGAGAAUCUAAACUUCCCCAAGAUCACACGUGAGCUGUUGGUGUGCAAGGGAACCGCAGAAAAAGGUUUUGAUGAAAGCCCAACGAAAGGCGGCAUAUCAGGCGAUGUCGAAGAACAAAGAGUGAAAACGCACAGCGAGCCCAUGACCCUGACCCCACUCUCGCAGAGUUCUGCCCUGACACCAAAGCAAGCCGCAAAGUCUGCUCUCCCGCUGCCUCACUCGAAGAGGAACUCCAUCGAUUGGAUGUGUUUGUCUGCAACCUCGCGCAAGCGUCUGUACCCAAAUUACCCCCUGCUGGGAGAUGAACCGGAGCUCCCUCAGAUCAGCCUCCUGCUCUUGCCUUCUGUCAGGCUCGCCCUUGUCAAGCCUCAAUGUGCAUCCACUGCACACACUGCGGAUGUUCCAGUGUCUAUGGAGUCUAAAAGAAUGCACUUGGAGCCUGGGCAUCUCGCGAACAGCGGACUGUCAGGCUUUGGCGUGGCUGCGCACACAGCGCCUUGGCGCUCUGAGAACAUUCCCUUCCACUUGCCAUCUACUCCGCUGCCGACGCCUCCCAAUCGUUUACAACACGGCCACCGUGCCAGCUGUAAGAAUGUUGAAGGGGACCAGAUAGUGUUGCGGGAGAUAGCCAAUUCGCCAUUGCCAGCGAGAAGCCAUGCAGACGAGCCAAUGCAAUAGAGACGACGAUUGCCUGCAUGCCCGAUGGAAGCCCACGCACCUGCAGAUUCUGCCCUCCUGGCGCACCCUCACUCAUGCCCCUUGCCUUUACAUACAUGCAAGAGUGUGCCGGCCGUGCAGUGUGCUAGCGGUGUGGCACUUCCGCAGGUAGUUCUUAGAGCGCCUGGCCACAAAGAUCUUCUGGAAUCUGCAGAGCCUCAGUUGGCUGGCAAGAAGUGUAGGAAUUCAGAUGUGUUUGUUGAGGUGCCUUCUCAGAAGAGGUUCAAGGAAGCAAUGCUUUUGUAAAGGUCCUACAUUGGUGUGAUGUGAACCAAAAUUAAUUUGAGAAAUGAGACAAGCCUCUUUAAGUUAUAUCUUAAAUUUAAACAUAUUCCUUUGUUUUAAAAAAAGCAAUUACCCCCCCCCCCCCCCAUGUAUUACAAAGUGUGUGAUUGGUGCAAUGUCAAGAGAUGAUGACUCAGUUCGUAAAUCUCAGAGUGGUGUGCCCAGUGUCUGACAAUAUCCCAUGGAAGUUACUUUUUUAAAUCCUUUAUAUUAAGUUCGCAUGCUUGCUUGCUUGCUUGCGUGCUUGCGUGCUUGCUUGCUUACGACCGUGCAAAUCUUUCGGUCGUUUUUUAACCCACUUCCCGUGAUCCAAUCGAGCUGACAUUUUCCACACAUACUCGUUGUGCCAGACAAUUAAUGUUCGUGGAAAAAAAUUCCCAAAAUUUUACACUUUAUAGGCAAAAAAAAAAUAUUUUACAUAUAUUCAAAGAACUCAUUCUUGGCUUUGGCUGAACGUCACAGUAUAAGAGCCCAGAGCGUAACCCCUCCACAGGCCGUGGCGGAGUAGCGCAGUUGGUAGCGCCCUCGCUUCCCAUGCCAAAGGUCGCGGGAUCGAUCCCCGCGUCCUCCACAGGCGAAUAUAUUUUUAAAUCCUUUAUAUUAAGUUCGCUGCCACGCAUAUAUAGUGAAAAACUUUGUUUUUACGGGUUAUACUUAUCACAGGACUUCUGAAACAUGCAUCGAGUGGCCUUUUACACAUUACACAGUAGGUGAGAACUUUACACAGUAGGGUGAGAAGUCUGCUAUGAGAUGCACAUUACCAUGAAACCGAUAUAUUUUUGUAUUUCUCAGCUGAAAUUUAGCAAGAUUUAAUGUAGGCAAUUUGUGUAGGCGUUGGUAACUGGAUUGAAACCAUCAACCCUCUCAACGGUUGCCAGCUCAGUAUUUUAUCUUCCAAGUCACCAGCCAUCUGAGAUGUCUUGGACAAGUAAAACAAAGCAAAGGAAGUCCCAUGAUGUCAAAAAAAAUUAUGAAAAAAGUAACAUUUUGUUUAACACGAGUUUCUCUUUCAAGUGUUAUUUAAAACCUGUUAAUAUAAAAGGAUAAGUAUCCUUCGAUUUUAUGAACAUUGGGUUUACGAAAAUUCACGUCAACGCAAUUGGCAAAUUAUGUACACUUUUGAUUCACGAAAUCGAAUUUCCACGUGAACGAACUUUCCCAUGGCAUCAAACAAGAGCCGCCCGGGCAGCUGUCAUCCGUCUGCGACAGCGUCCACAUCACCUGUGCAGGCGUUCCACCAUGGAUGUCUUUUGGCGAUUUCCCCAAAAAGGUGAAUUGUUGGUUUAAAUUCAUUUUGAUUCAAUCCUAAAAUGUGUUCAUUAUUAGUUUUAUAUUGUAAAAAGUGAUAUAGGUGUAUUUUUAUACGUUAGGAGUAGAGUUGGAAUGAUUGUCCUUAACACGUCCCUAAUUUUUUUGUAUUAAUGGGAAAGGAUUUUCGAUUAAGGAAAUUGCGUUACACGUGUUCUUUUUCAAGAACACCGCGUCCCUUUUAUAAACCGGGGAACACCUGUAUUGGGACAAAAAUCUUAACAUGUAAUUAAAAGUAACAUUUUAAGUCUAAUAUUACAUUAAGCUUAAGUAACAUGCCUAAUGUGUUCAUGAGGGCAUGAUUAAGGAGACGGGAGUGAAACGUCCCACUUCUCUGGCGAUGUUUUUGGCAGCUGAAACGCGACAGCUUCCCAAAUUGCUAUCCAGUCGACAUAUCUGACAGGAUGCUUGCACAGCUGUCUAUAAGUACAGUUAAUGGCCAGUCAAAUAAUAUUUGCUCAUGAAUUAUGGUGCAUGGAUAAGUGACCACCAUACGUCAUGGGAUUUGAACAAGUCCUCUGAUUUGGAGACGAGAGAUUGUUAUAGGGCUGCAAGGCUUCGUGAUGGACAGUAGAGGGCAGAGCAGCAAAAUCAAUUGUUUUAUACUUGGAUGCUCUCAGACGUGUAACGCUUGCCAGCUUGGCGAAGUGCGGUCAAAUAACCAUCGCGACUCAAAGGUGUAAGAGGCCGUCAUCGGGAAAUGUAGUGUUCACUACAUUUGCAGUACAAUACGAAGAACCUAAUAUAUAAUGUGCGAAGGUGCUAUCUUUGAUAGCCAGGUCUCGGAAUGUUAUUUGACAGGAUGUGACUAGUUCAAUACACAAUUUGAUUCUGCUGCUUGACAUUGCUAGAUUUGCCACUUCACAAUUACAUCAUUAGGUCACUUUAAUAUGGCCAAAUAAUCGCGAUGUAUAUAUACAAUAUUUUUUAUCAAUUAAAUGUAUACACUUUUCCAACACCCCAUUCAAGAAGCAGUAUUUCAAUUACAGGCUGGAUAGGGUAGGAUUAUCUGGUAUUGAUUUUUUUUGCUUAAUCUUUAAUUCUUCAUGUUGUGGACCAUGCUUGUGCUUUACAAUUUCUACAUUUCAAUUUCCAAUGCAGUGAACGUUUAAGGUGACUGUACAUGGACAAGAGCUGCCAGGUUGUGAUGGUUAGCAUGAGACAAUCCGGAGGGUGUCGGUCCGAUUGUAUCUCCCGGCACGGCAGCUGAAACGAUGCAAGUUUCUCAAAUAUUCCUACCUCUGUCCGCAGAGCAUUGUAGACCGCAGUCAGUCGUCAGUUCGCCCGUCUCUUCCAACACGUUUGUUCAACGUGGAAGAGUAGACCAAAUACCCUUUAAGAGUUUGCUCGGCAAUGGCGUGAUCAACACAAUUGACAUUUGCAUUCCUCUUGCAGUAAUGCUGUACGCUUCAAAGGUGGCGCCAUAUCAGCUGUUGAUGCAUUGUUAAGGGAUGCAGGGCAAGGCGGGGGUGGGGGGGACAGCGCGCCACGCAGAGCAAUCAGUGGCAUUGAGGGUGCUCGUGCAAUUGCCGGCGUCACUUCUCUGUUGAGGUUGCGUCUCAGUAUGGGGUUCCUCGGCUUUGAAUUGCAAUUUGCGACGUGUUUAUAUGGGGGUUUUUUUUGUUGCAAAUCGUUUGCAUUGGCAAGAUCCCCCGAGUAUGGGGUGAAUGGAUGUCUGUGUGUGGCAUGUCCACGUGUGCAUUUGUGUUCACAUGGCUCUGCCGUGCUUUGAAAGCGGCCUCGUUACAAUCAGUUCUGAAAAUUGGCUGUCCUGCCACGCUGCGUGGAAACCUUUAGUCGGUAAACGUGGACACUUGAAGUGGUUGCGAUGCACUUCUCCCAGCUAACUCAGGCUCUCAGUUGCAGCACUCAAUGGAGAGUGCUUUAUCGAUUGGUGUUGUGCAUCUAUAACCACAGAUGACCGUACGACUUUUAUAUGUGCAGGAGAGCCCCGGUGAAUGGUAUUACGAUGGUUUGUGUACAUCUCUCGUGUGGUGAAUAAGACUAAAAUGAAGUUUAAGGUAAUAAACACUGUCAGUCUCAAGGAAAACAAGUUGUAAAUCCCUUUUCUUGUACGUGGAGACAAUUCCACCCAAAAAAUGAUCAGCUGAUCAAUCCACUGCUGGACGAAGCCCUCCCCGUGAACUGCCACCUCUCGACUCUUGCGAUGCAACGACCAAUCCAACACAUGUACAAUACUGACGGUGUUGGAUGGAUUGUUGCAUCGCGAGGUCGAUCACGUAUUCACAUCCAUUACAAGAUGUUUACACGUGAAGUCCGUUCAUUAUUCGUGGUAUGCCACUACUCCAUUUGCCAAAGUCUUUUAAUUUUAUUUUCCUGUAUCGUCUACGUGUAUAUUGAACUUGCCAAGGAAGGUGUUCAUAGCCAAUGUGAUUCCGAAUAGAUAUUUGGGUUUGGCUGCAACUUGAUCUAACCAAAUCUGUGUCGUUAUGAACCCCCCAGCACUGGGCACAGCCAUACAAAUUGUUAAGUGUACAAGUGUUUAAUCUUUCAGGGGGUCCGAGUCAACUGAAUUGUUAUAGAUCUUGUGCUGAAGAUGUUUUAUGCAGUUUCAAAUUAAAUGUCAUAUCUAAUUUUGAUUUGAAGCUUUCGUGAAUGCAGGGAUCCAUACUCUUUGGUUCUUUUGGUAAAGUCACGUAGGUAUGAAAUAAAUAAAUCGCGACGUUUCAGGCGCAUCCGGUGGGAAAGCAUGGUCUGCUGCUGAGGCAGACUGUUUUAAAAUAUUUUAAAUGGGUCAUAAAGAAGUGGCCAGGGCUAGUGAUGUUAAUGUGAGAAAUUAGCAUGUAACUGUAAGAUAGGAGAGCGGCCUCCUCGAGGGCUAAGUUUGGUUGCUAGGGUAUUUCUUCAACUUAUAGAGGUGAAUCAAUUGGCACGUUAAACGCUUGCACUCAUGACAGUCUAUGUGGCUGUAUUGGGUCGUGGGGGGGGGGGGUCCCAAUGACACAAGAUUGAGUCCGAUCGUCACAUGGCCCAGCCCAAAUCAGUUAUGAAUAAUGUGCGUUUUGUUACCUUGUGCAGUAUCUUGAGAUGUACAUGCAUGUAUAUGCUUUGUAAACCAGAUUAUAUAUUAUCAUCCAUAAAAAUAAUAUGGUCUGCAUUUCGUUAGAGGUGAUAUGACCAAUGACAUUAAUAUAUCUAAUGUAAUACCAGUACUGGUGGUGUGUCAAAAUCAUGUAGUUGACUUGUAACUUGAAUGAGUAAAUCUUAAAGUAGCAUUGGUGUUCCUGCAUAGCAUAGCAGCAUUAUUCCACGUUGUUUGUUUGUCCAGCAGGCCUGUGUGCUUGGUGGACACGUUAUUGGUUGAUGGGUGCACUGUGAACACUAAUCACAUCCUCUUACAUAGUACUUGGGUAUAAGGAAUAUACAUUUAAAUAGGCUAUUCUGCAGUAUGCAGAAACACAUUUAUAAAGUCAAUACAGUAUAUAUAUGCGUUGUGAAAAUCUAUGCAGAAUUAGAUUAAUAAAGUGCCAAAAUAUAUAGGUAUUGUGGUAAAGAAGUACAUUUCCAUGGGAGUCUGGACACUUAUUUUUGCCUUUUAAGAUGUUAACACCAUGCAUUUAUCCAUAGGCACAGAAAUGAGGAUGCAUGCACCACUCUGUGAAAUGGUGUUCAACAUGUAGCUAUUUGAACGUUGAAUAUUCAGGAUAUUUCACACAAAAUAACUGAAUGGCAUGGGUCUUGCACUGACGUAGCUUGACCCGAUUCUCAAUAGCCUUAUCACACCUGUGCCUGGUAU
Messenger RNA from Lethenteron reissneri (Far Eastern brook lamprey), 8116 nucleotides. RefSeq lists its product as uncharacterized. Gene Ontology annotation, molecular function: chromatin binding; peroxisome proliferator activated receptor binding. Gene Ontology annotation, biological process: positive regulation of transcription by RNA polymerase II; animal organ morphogenesis. The record is from RefSeq and is a predicted model, not a curated record. Lineage: Eukaryota; Metazoa; Chordata; Hyperoartia; Petromyzontiformes; Petromyzontidae. Gene Ontology annotation, cellular component: PR-DUB complex.